Macrobrachium nipponense is the source of this 702-nucleotide messenger RNA. RefSeq lists its product as uncharacterized. The record is from RefSeq and is a predicted model, not a curated record. The coding region runs from base 1 to 702 and encodes 233 amino acids. Gene Ontology annotation, biological process: DNA integration. The transcript is spliced from 4 exons. NCBI's taxonomy places the organism in Eukaryota, Metazoa, Arthropoda, Malacostraca, Decapoda, Palaemonidae.
AUGGUAAUAGAUUAUCGGAAAUUAGAUUCACACACCAUCCCAGAUAGAAUACCAAUGCCUGUCAUAAAUGAUAUGUUAGCUCAAUUAGGUGGAGCAAAAGUAUUUACGUCAUUAGACUUGCUCAGUGGAUAUUGGCAGGUGCCCUUAGACGAAGAGUCCAAACCUUUGACAGCUCUUAUAAAAAAUAGAGAAGCAACCACUGUAGCAGAUGCUCUGAAAUCUAGAAUAAUUGCUAGACAUUCCUGUCCUCAAACACUGUUAUCUGAUAAUGCAGGAGAAUUUACUAGUGACAUUUUAAAGAAAUUGUGUGAGUUUUAUGAGACUUAUAAAUGUCAGUUUACAGCUUAUAAACCAAGCUCUAAUGAAGCAGUUGAGAGAACAAAUCGUAAGAUAAAGGAGGAAAUGGAUUUCACUAUGGCUCAUGAUAUCUGCAUCUCCCUCUUGCAAAUCAAGAAGGGAGCAAUCUUAAAGGAUCAUGGUCAAGUCAAGAUAAUACACGAUAUUGUAGUACUAAAGAUUAACAUCACCACCGUGGAUCGGCAACAAGAAGAAUUAAGAGAAUUGAAAGUGUCACAGAUAGAUUUCAAAGCUCAAACUUUGUACAAUGAAUUGGUAGUGUUUUCACAGAAUCAGGUAACAGCUAAAGUCACUUGCAGGAAUAAUCAAUCACAAAUAAUGUUUAACAACAUCAAUCCUUUGUGA